This is a messenger RNA of Centrocercus urophasianus (Greater sage-grouse), 3491 nucleotides long. It is a transcript of the gene MAN2C1, whose product is annotated as mannosidase alpha class 2C member 1. Gene Ontology annotation, molecular function: alpha-mannosidase activity; carbohydrate binding. The record is from RefSeq and is a predicted model, not a curated record. The transcript has 26 exons. Bases 25 to 3114 code for a protein of 1029 amino acids. Gene Ontology annotation, biological process: oligosaccharide catabolic process; mannose metabolic process. Lineage: Eukaryota; Metazoa; Chordata; Aves; Galliformes; Phasianidae.
CGCAGUAGCGGCUUGGGCGCCGCCAUGCUGAAGCACCGGAGUACGGCGCUGGAGCGCGUCGAGAAGUUCGUGUCCGCCACCUACUUCACCGACUGCAACCUGCGGGGCAGGCUCUAUGGGGACAGCUGCACUCCCACCUCGCUCUCCUGCUUCCAGACCCCACGGCGGAUCCCCUACAGCGAGGCCGUCGUGCAGGAGUUCAGGCCGGCCAGAGUGGGGGAUGCCUUUGGGCCCACGUGGGAGACCUGCUGGUUUAGGGUGGAGCUGAGCAUCCCCCCAGCAUGGGCAGGGCAGGAGGUGCACUUUGUCUGGGAGAGCGAUGGUGAAGGCAUGGUGUGGCGAGAUGCCCAGCCGGUCCAGGGUUUGACUAAGGAAGGCGAGAAGACCAGCUAUGUACUGACAAGCAGCCUGAAGGAGACAGAGCCCCACAGUCUGACGCUGUAUGUGGAGCUGGCCUGCAAUGGGCUCUUUGGGGCUGGCAAGGGCUCCAUGAUAGCCCCUCCGGACCCUGACAGAAAGUUCACCUUGAGCAAGGCUGAGUUGGUGGUCUUCAACAGAGAUGUCUACGAGCUGCUGGUGGAUCUGGAAAUACUUCUGGACAUGGCCCAGCUCCUCGGGGAGGAAAACCAGAGGAGCUUCCAGGCCCUGUAUGCUGCCAACCAGAUUGUCAACGUGUGUGAUGUGAAGGACCCAUCCACCUUCCCUGCUGCCCGUGAGCUGGCUGCAGCGAUCUUCAGCCAGAGGAACGGCGAGAGCCAGCACACCAUCCACGCCAUGGGGCACUGCCACAUUGACUCUGCCUGGCUGUGGCCAUAUGAGGAGACUAUCCGGAAAUGUGCUCGCAGCUGGGUCACGGUUAUCCGUCUGAUGGAGCACAACCCAGAGCUCACCUUUGCCUGCUCCCAGGCACAGCAAUUCGAAUGGGUGCGGAGCUGGUACCCUGGACUCUAUGCCCAGAUUCAGGACUACGUGGCAAAGGGGCAGUUCAUCCCUGUUGGAGGCACCUGGGUGGAAAUGGAUGGAAACCUGCCCAGUGGAGAGUCCAUGGUGCGGCAGUUCCUUCAGGGCCAGCGGUUCUUCCAGCAGCAGUUUGGCCAGAUCUGCUCAGAGUUCUGGCUGCCAGACACGUUUGGGUACUCAGCCCAGCUGCCCCAGCUGAUGUGUGGCUGUGGGAUCAAACGGUUCCUCACACAGAAGCUCAGCUGGAACCUGGUCAACACCUUCCCACAUCACACCUUUUUUUGGGAAGGCAUUGAUGGAUCCCGAGUCCUGACCCAUUUCCCCCCUGGUGACUCCUAUGGGAUGCAUGGGCGAGUGGAGGAGAUGCUGAAAACAGUGAAGAACAACAGGGACAAAGGACGUGUGAACCACAGCGCUGUCCUUUUUGGCUUUGGAGAUGGAGGAGGUGGCCCCACGCAAAACAUGCUGGACAGGAUGAAGAGGAUGAGUGAUACAGAUGGGCUGCCAAGGAUUCAGAUCUCCACUCCUGACCGUUUUUUUUCUGUCCUGGAGAAAGAGGCAUCACAGCUGUGCACCUGGGUGGGAGAACUCUUCCUGGAGCUGCACAACGGCACAUACACCACCCAGGCCCAGAUAAAGAAGGGGAAUCGGGAGUGUGAGCGAAUACUGCAUGAUGUGGAGGUGCUGAGCACCUUGGCUAUGGCACAGAGUGGCACGUUCCAGUAUCCUGCUAGCCAGCUGCAGCAGCUCUGGAGGUUAUUGCUGCUCAACCAGUUUCAUGACGUGUUACCAGGCAGCUGUAUCCAGCUCGUGGUCAGGGAUGCCCUAAAAUACUAUGCAGAGAUCCGCAGGGCUGGCAGUCGCCUGCAGGAGGAGGCCGUGCAGUCCUUAUGUGGAGAACUGCUGCAGCUCAGGUCUGGGGGUGCUGAGAGCACUCUUGUGCUGAACACUUUGCCCUGGGAGCGGACAGAGGUGAUCUCCAGGACUGAGCCAGCUGGAACAGAGGCUUUAGCCCUGGUGACAGCUCCCAGCAUGGGCUAUGCUGUAGUGAGGGAAUCGCUGCUGCCCCCUCAGCCUGUGGCAGUGAUCAAGCAGGAGGAUGGCUCCAUUACCAUGAAGAAUGGGCUGAUUGCAGUCUGCCUGGAUGCCAUGGGGCGCCUGACCUCUCUUCGGCUGGUGCACUCUGAGAGAGAGUCAGUCGCCGAUGGCUGCCGUGCCAACCAGUUUGCACUCUUUGAUGAUGUUCCCCUGUACUGGGACGCCUGGGACGUGAUGGAUUAUCACUUGGAGACCAGGAAGCCAGUGACAACGCUGCUGAAGCCUCUGGAAAUCACCCUGGCAGGGGGCCUGCGGGGAAGCGCCAGCUUCUCUCUGCGGGUCGGGGAAAGCAGCACCCUAACCCAGGAGAUCAUCCUGGAUGCCAUGUGCCCAUACAUCUGCUUCAAGACCCAGGUUGACUGGAAGGAAUCUCACAAGUUCCUGAAGGUGGAGUUCCCUGUGCAGGUCCGUAGCACAAAUGCUACCUACGAAAUCCAAUUUGGGCACCUGCAACGGCCAACCCACUGGAACACAUCCUGGGACUGGGCCCGAUUUGAGGUGUGGGCUCAUAAGUGGAUGGAUCUCUCUGAGCACGGCUUCGGGGUGGCAGUGCUGAAUGACUGUAAAUAUGGGGCAUCAGCACACAGGAACGUCCUCAGCCUCUCAUUGCUGAGAGCACCAAAGUCCCCUGAUGCCACUGCAGAUAUUGCCCACCACCAGUUCACCUACGCUGUGAUGCCUCAUCAAGGCUCCUUCCAGGAUGCUGGUGUGAUCCAGUGUGCCUACAACUUGAAUUUCCCCCUCCACACAGUCCCAGCCAGCUGUGCGCCGUGUCCAGCCUGGAGUGCCUUUUCCCUGAGCUCACCUGCAGUUGUUUUGGAGACUGUCAAGCAGGCUGAGGACAGACCUGAAGCUGUGGUGGUCCGGCUGUACGAGGCACACGGCAGCACAGUUGUCACUUGGCUCCAGACCUCCCUCCCCAUUAAAGAGGCAAUGCUAUGUGACCUUCUGGAGAGGCCAACAGCCAAGGGCCACCUGCCACUGGAGCAGCAGGGUAUGAAGCUUUCCUUCACACCAUUCCAAGUGCUCUCCAUCCUCUUGGUUUUGAAGCAGUGAUGCUGGUGCUACAAUAACCUGGACUGACACUGGGAGCUCAAAUCACAGCCCGAGUCUCCCCCAGGGCACAUCCAGGUAACCUGGAAGUGCAGUGUCAUCUCUUGGAACUGAGCCUGGCCACCAGUGCCCUCUUGCUGGGCCAGAGAGGAAGAAGGACCAAGCAUUUCUGCUGACCAGAUUCCAGUGAGAAUAUUUCCCAAGAAGUGUGCAAUAUUGAGCAGCUCCAGGGAAGAGCAAAAUCUACCCUAGACCCCCAACCAGCCAUCAGAGAGCAGUGUGCAGUCAGCCCCCUCUUCCCUUCCUUCUCCUGUCUCCUGCACUGCUCUGACAGAAGGGGGCACAAAUAAGACAAAAUUACAUGAGAACACUCUGUUGUA